AUGUCAACAAAAACUUCGCAAACAGCAAACUCCUCAAAAGCCUCACAAGUUAAAGCUGAGAUGAAUGCAGUCUGGGUCUUGACAACAUUUUUUUCUCGGUACAAAAGAGAUUUCGAAAUCGAACAAAUCGACCAACGUUGCUUCGUUUCUGAAGAACUUGCACGAAGAGCUAUGAGGAAAACAGCAAAACAGCUAUACAAUUCUCCAAUCAUCCAGGAAGCUCAUGACAAAUAUUUUGAAGAAUAUGAGUCAGAAAUACACUUUGGAGAAAAUCCCGAAUCUACUGCUUAUAGAAGAGAAUUUGGUUGUUGCAAAAUCGAACUCGUUGAAAUUGAAGGCUGA
Cetraspora pellucida is the source of this 342-nucleotide messenger RNA. The record is from the annotation of a GenBank genome assembly. Lineage: Eukaryota; Fungi; Glomeromycota; Glomeromycetes; Diversisporales; Gigasporaceae.